UUUCUACCAAAUUUAUGUUCGAAUUGAGUCAGUUUUAUCAAUUUUAAACCAAGCUAAACUCAAAUAGAUAACAUUCGUUGAAAGGCUAACCACGCGUUUAACUCUUAAUUCUCUUGCUAAUAUUUUUUCUCAAUCCAACCCCCAUUUUUAUCCAUUAACUACUACUUCAUGGUCAACCGACAAACUUUAUCAAGAAAUGUCAUGUUGAAUAAUGAAUGAUAUGACCAGCUCUCCAAAGUUGACUAAACUUUGCACUAAAAUAGUAACAAGAUAAACACAAAGAUUAAUAUAUUAUUAUGUCAACAAAACCACCCCUUAAAUUAUAUAUAUAUAUCCCUCUAAUAUCAUUCUUCAAAGCAUCAAAAACACAAACUCUACACACAAAAAAAUAAAAUAAAAAUGACAACAAUGUUAAAUAACAAUAUUAGCAUAUGGUUUUCAUUUGUUGUGUUACUGAUUAUAUAUAGUGUACAAGUUGAAGGUCAAAACUGCCGAACAACGGGCUAUUUUAGAGCCACAAGCCCUCCACCAGGAAAAUGCAGCACCAACUGUUGUAUCCAAAACACAGUUUACUUCACCUUUCAAUGCUCCCCUUCAGUAACCUCCCAAACACCGGGAAUGCUCACACUUAGAGCCUUUCAGAACAGCCAGUCCAAGUGUGACAACGCCUACCAUACCGACAACUCACUGGUGGUUGCACUCUCGACAGGGUGGUAUAAUAGUGGGGCACGGUGUGGGAAGAUGAUCGCAAUAAGUGGGAAUGGGAAGACUGUGAAGGCUAAGGUGGUUGAUGAGUGUGAUUCUACAAAGGGGUGUGAUGCAGGGGAGGGUUAUCACCCACCUUGUGGGUAUAACAUUGUUGCUGCUUCUAAGGCUGUUUGGAAGGCUCUGGGGGUCCCACAGAGUCAGUGGGGCCAACUCAAUAUUACUUGGGCUGAUGCUUAAGAUGAAGAAUAUGUUAUAAGAUCUUUUAUAAUAGCAAGUAUUAUGAGCUAAUGUAGUAAAAUCUUGGUAAAAUAAAGCUCAAUUUCAUCACAGCAAACAAAUUAUCAUGUACUCAGUUCCACAAGAAUAAAAUCUCCCUGAAGAUGCAAAUGAGUCACGUCCAGAUUA
Chenopodium quinoa (quinoa) is the source of this 1113-nucleotide messenger RNA. RefSeq names its product putative ripening-related protein 1. NCBI's taxonomy places the organism in Eukaryota, Viridiplantae, Streptophyta, Magnoliopsida, Caryophyllales, Amaranthaceae. Bases 400 to 945 code for a protein of 181 amino acids. The transcript has a single exon. The record is from RefSeq and is a predicted model, not a curated record.